AUGACUGAUGGAUGGGGGUUCAAGAAGGUUCAGUACACGAAGUACCGCAUCACGAAGCCGUGGACUACAGACACACAGUUCGACGAUCUGCUCCUUUCCGAACCCUCAAGGGACACCCUUGCCAAGUUCACCAAAGAAGCUCCGCUCUUUCUCCGGUUUUUAAAGCUCAUUACAGACGUGGAGAACAGGCCUCGUGCGUUCAUUGAAUUUGCAAAGAGAUGCGAGAACGGUCUCGUAGUGGAGAAGGACGUUUUCAUAACAAAAGAAGAACUUAUGAAAUGUAUCUGGGAGAACGGGUACUCACAGAACGAAAUGAACGCAUUUGAAUUUGCAUUUCCAGCUGAUUACAAAUUCCAUUAUCCCGAGCUGGCGGUGUUGUUUGACUUGCCGGAAGAGGACUGUUACAAGUACUGCAUUCGUCAGAGGGCAAAGACACCCGAGAAGCUCGUGGAAAUCAAAUAUGAGAAACCAAAGAACCUUGAAGAAAAGACGAUGAUCGAGGGCGCAAAGGACCGAAAAAGCGCCGGUGAGGAACUGGUGCACAGGCAGUUGAAGAAAUAUGCAAAUGAUGCUCGUUGCCUUGAGUACGUUUCUUCGUUUAAAGAUGAAGUUCAGCAGCAGCUAGCUGAUUACCAUGUAGCUCUGUUAGAGCAAAUGAGGCAAAGAAUGAUGGAGCGAAUUACAAGCAAGCUCAAUGCGAUUCAGCAAGCAGAGAAGGCAAUCCAGGGCUCCCUUCAAGAGGUCAUCGUGCGAGAGCUUGCUGAAUCUUUCCAAAGGAAAUUCGCAACCGACGCGAAGCUGCAGGAUUUAGCGCUGAAAGCUGCAAUUGAGGGCAUCGCCGGGGAGUCUCCUUCUUGCGUGAACGUAUUCAUUUUCGUCUGUGCGCGCACUGAGGUGUCAUGCGCUUAUUUUCAGGAUCCUGUAGGGGCUCACUUCAUUGAGUCUUUGAAGGAACUUGAAAAUGCUGAUAUUGCAAAUUCGAAGUCAACGGGCGGUGGAUCUGUUGUCGAAAGAGUUUCUGCGGUAUUUCAACGUCGUGAACAGGAAUUUCUUCAGUUGUUUACCGUCAGCCCGGAAGAAGCCAACGAGGUGAAGCAGCUCGUUGGGAAGUGCAAGUCUGGCGAUGAAUAUGACUUUUCCAAGCUGUCGGAAAAGGACGCGGCGAGGUUGGACGCCCUUCAGCUGAACAUCCUCGAUCGCGUUGGAUACGCGACCGUCUUGGAGGACGACGUCAAACCUCUCAAAGCAAUUGGUCCCUCUGGUGAAGCCCUUGUUGAACACGUUAACAAUCAGCUAGCAAUGGCGAAGGAGAAGAUUCGAAAUGCUAGGUUAACAUCAUUUGCGAGGGAAACCAGUGAUGGGUUGCUUCCGCAUUUGGCGGAUUCGCAUUUCUGGAAGAGGCUUUCUUUCACUCAAUUCGUCAUAUAUCUUGUCGGUUUCUCGGAGGGGCUCACACAUCUCGCCGCCCUUGCUAUAUACUACAUGCUCAAGGAUGAUCUAGGUUUGAGUCCUGCGGAAGUCUCAGCUUUGUUCAUUGCCCCCGCCCUUCCUUGGGUCUUCAAGCCAAUUUUCGCAUUCAUUUCGGAUUCAUAUCCUCUCUACGGCUCCCGGAGAAAGCCUUACAUGAUCGCCUUCAGUUUGUUGGAAGGACUGGGCUUCAUCAUGUUGGGAACAUUCCCCACACACGUCUUGACGGCUUUGAUUUCCCUCUUUACAAUAUCCAUUUCCGCAGCUUUCUGCUCAGCGGUGGCUGAAGCACUAGUUGUCGAGACUACUGCCGGACGAUCAAUGGACCAAAGCGCAGAAAACGUGUCUGAUUUCAUAACUGCCAAAGCAGUUGGAAGUCUCAUUGUUGCCUACCUGUCGGGCUACUUGCUCGAGAAGACUUCCAAGCAAAGCAUUUUUCUGGCCACUUCAAUAUUCCCACUCUUCAUUGCGUUUAUCACCUUCUUCAUGACUGAUGAGGGCGGAGCACCUUCAUACGAUAUAAAAACACAGCUGCGAAUGCUCAUGGAAUUCCUUAAGCAAUCCGUCAUCUGGGGACCCGCACUCUACAUUUUCGCGUACAUGGCUGGGCCCGACUAUGAUGAUGCCCUAUUCUUCUAUUUCACCAACAAGCUCGGCUUUUCUCCCACCUUCAUGGGAACCCUAAGAUUCACCUACGGUAUCGCUGCUCUGGUUGGAGUUGUGAUGUACCGCACUUUCUUCAAGAGCACCGGCUUCCGCAAAACCCUGCUCGCGACGAUCUUAGUAGCUGUGCCUAUUUACCUUUCACCAAUCAUUCUUACUACUGGAUUCAACAGAACCCUUGGCAUUAGCAAUAAGGCGUUCGUCUUGAGUGGAGGCUUCCUUAUUGAGGCCACUGCUGAAAUUCAACUGCUUCCACUCCUGGUUCUGACAGCCUCUAUCUGCCCCCCCGGUCUUGAGGGCAGUGUCUAUGCCAUGAUGAUGUCUGUUAGGAACUCGGGAGCAAUGGUUUCCCGCGGGAUCAGUGCAAUCCUAACCUACAUGGCAGGAAUUACUUCCAGCAAUUUCACUCAUCUGACUGGAUACAUCAUGCUUUGCGGGGCAAGCUUGUAA
Molecule: messenger RNA, 2580 nt
Organism: Eimeria acervulina
Lineage: Eukaryota; Apicomplexa; Conoidasida; Eucoccidiorida; Eimeriidae
Exons: 23
Coding region: 1-2580 (859 amino acids)
Source: RefSeq, a predicted model, not a curated record